This is a messenger RNA of Pantherophis guttatus, 5524 nucleotides long. Lineage: Eukaryota; Metazoa; Chordata; Lepidosauria; Squamata; Colubridae. The record is from RefSeq and is a predicted model, not a curated record.
UAUAAGGACAUCCGCCCUGAUUGGCUGCCAACCAUCGGGCGGGAGAUUUGAAUCCCUGUCAAGGGGCGGUGCGUCUGCCGGGAGCGAAUAUAAGGAGAGCUCCGGCAGCGCGCCAGCAGUCUUGACUCGUUACUUUGUAAUGAAUAAAAGUUGCUUUAUGUAUCGAGCUGGUCCAGUCUUCUUUUCCCUGCGCCGGAUCUAACACUGGCGACGAAGGACUAGAGAGAAGAACCUUCACAAGACUCUUGGCACGAUCGCCCACCGAACAAAAUCACCACACCACAGCGAUCUUCCAGAAUGGCCACCCCGCAAGCCCCGAUGACCGCGCUGAACCCGUUCGACCCAUCCCGGGAGAAGUGGAGGUCAUACAUGGUCCGAUUCCGGCAGUUCCUGCGAGGCAAUGGAUACCAGAACCUCGAUGAGGAGAGAAAAAGAGCCCUCUUCCUGGCUCAUUGCGGAUCGGACGUUCUGGAGAUGGCGAUUGACCUCGUGGCACCCAGGGACAUCGAGGAGAUGUCCUGGAACGACCUGCAGGAAGUCCUACAGGAGCACUAUGCACCUACAGGCACCCCCAUCGCAAACAGGUUCACCUUCCAGCAAAGAAACCAGCGGGAAGGUGAAUCCAUCAAGGAAUUCGUGGCAGCGCUUCGCCAAAUCGCUGCCAACUGCGAGUUCGACAAUGUGGACAAUGCCAUCCGGGACCGCAUUGUGUUUGGAAUGCGAGAUGUGGGGCUGCAGAAGAAGUUCCUCAGCCGGAAGAAGAUUCCGCUCAAAGAUGUCCUCGACGAGGCAACGGCGGCUGAAACGUCUGAGCAAGCAGCCGCCGCGAUGGUAAAAGCAAGGGGGAUCCAUAAGAUCCACAAGUCGGGCCCGACCUCAUCAGACGAGGCAACUACUCAAUCCGAGUCUGAUGAGGAAAUGGCCGUCCACAAGGUGUCCCGCCCUCCCAGGCGGGAAAACCCACAGCAUGGCGACCGGGGAGAGCGAUGCGGCAGCUGCAGAGGCGACCACCCCAGGGCAAACUGCAGAUGGAGGGACGCGACCUGCCGCCGAUGCCUGAAGAGGGGCCACAUCGCAGAGGCCUGCAGAGCCACAGAUCCAGCCCCGGAACCACCCAGACCACGAUUCAGGGAAAAUCGAAAAGAUAACCAGAGGACAUCCAAACGGUCCUCAAACCAGUCCCGGCGCGGGGAGGAGGAAUAUCCCCGCAACAGAACAGUGCACCAGACCACCACCAUUGCUCACACAAGCGACGAGGGAACCACCAAGUUCCACGUGACACUGCUAGCAGAGGGGUCUCCGUGCAAGAUGGAGGUAGACUCCGGAUCCGCCUACUCCAUCAUGGACUGGCAGCACCUACAGCAGCUGAACCCGGCAUACAAAAGGACCCAGCUGAAAACCCCGAAGGCGAGACUUGUGGACUUCAACGGGAACCCCAUUGAAAUCCUAGGCAGAGCCACAAUCCGGGUGAAGUACAACGACUUCAACGGAAAACUACCCAUCACCAUCGUGCAGCACAGCCGACCGAACCUGUUGGGUGUGGAGUGGUUCAAGCCGCUGGGACUUUCACUUCAGGGCAUCCACGAGAUCCGCAGGGACGAACUCGACUCCAUCAUCGAAGAGUUCAAAGAAGUCUUCGAUGGUAAGCUGGGGAAAUUUGUGGGGAGGCCAAUCUCCUUUAAUCUGGACAAGGGAAUCACCCCAAUCAGGCUCAAGCCCCGCCGAGUUCCAUUUGCCCUGCGGCCUAAAGUAGAUGAGCAGCUGGAUAAGCUGAUCGCCCAGGGCGUCCUGGAACCGAUCGAUCAUGCCUCAUGGGAGACCCCCAUUGUGACCCCACUGAAGCAUGAUGGGUCUGUGCGCAUCUGUGCUGACUACCGUUGUACCAUCAACAAGGCGUUGGCACAGAGCGCAUACCCAGUCCCAGUGGUGCAACAUCUGCUGCAUUCCCUGGGAUCUGGAUCAAUUUUCGCGAAACUGGACCUGGCCCAGGCUUACCAGCAACUGCCAGUGGAUGACAAAACGGCGGAGGCUCAAACAAUUGUCACGCACAGAGGGGCAUUUAAAUGCAACCGCCUCCAAUUUGGAGUCAGCGCUGCCCCUGGCAUCUUCCAAUCCAUGAUGGAACGCCUUCUCCAAGGCGUUCCAGGGGUGGUGCCUUACUUCGAUGAUGUGCUCAUCUCCGGUGACUCAAGAACCCAACUCCUUGAAAGGCUCAGGCUUGUCCUGCAGCGGUUCAAGGCCAAGGGUUUGAGGGUCAGGCGGGACAAGUGCAUCAUAGGAGUACAGGAAGUCGAGUUCCUGGGCUUCCUCAUUGAUAGCACAGGCAUCCACCCCACCAAAUCAAAAGUGGAAGCAAUCCAUGAAGCUCCAAGCCCAAAAAACAAAACGGAGCUUCAGGCUUUCCUUGGGUUGCUCAACUUUUACGCCAUUUUUUUAAAACAGAAAGCCACAGUUGCUGAGCCACUCCACCGCCUGCUGGGAAAAUCGGCUUCCUGGAAGUGGGGCCAGGAAGAGGAAGCGGCAUUCCGGGCCAUCAAAGGACUAUUGACGUCCAAAAGCGUACUCAUUCAGUACAGCGAGACGCUUCCCAUCAGACUGACCUGCGACGCGUCGCCUUACGGGGUGGGGGCAGUCCUCAGCCACGAACUGCCCAAUGGCUCGGAAGCCCCAAUCGCGUACUUCUCAAAGACUAUGUCUGGCGCAGAACGGAACUAUAGCCAGCUGGACAAAGAAGCCCUGGCCAUCGUGGCUGGAGUGAAGCGCUUCCACGAAUACCUCUACGGAAGAAGCUUCACCAUAGUCACAGACCACAAGCCUCUCCUGGGACUCCUCGCAGGCGACCAACCAACCCCGACCUUCAUGUCCCCGAGAAUGACGAGAUGGGCAAUCUUCUUAGCGGGCUACUCCUAUAGGCUCGUGCACCAGCCAGGCACAGCCAUAGGAAACGCCGACGCCCUCAGCAGAUGCCCGUCGAAGAAGCCGGUCGAAGACCCAGCCCCCACACUCCACCUACUGCACAUUGAUGACGACGCCAGCUGCCCGGUGUCAUCCGCAGAUGUGGCCGUCCACACCCAAAAGGACCCCACACUCCGCACAGUGAAAUCCUGGAUCCUCAGAGGGUGGCCGUCGGGAAAGCCAGAGGAAAGAUUCAGCCCGUUCGCCAGGAAACAGGAGGAGCUGUCCACCAUGAAGGGCUGUCUGCUAUGGGGAGACAGGGUGCUGAUUCCAAGCACUCUGCAACGGCGAACGUUGGAGACCUUGCACAAGGGGCACCCGGGCAUCGUCCGCAUGAAGGCACUGGCACGGAGUUAUGUCUGGUGGCCCUCCAUGGACAAAGACAUUGAACAAUGGGUCUCCAGAUGUGACCCGUGCCAAGAAGUUCGCCCAGCGCCGCCGCAAUCCGAGGUCGCGAAGUGGGAGACCCCCGGCAACCCCUGGUCGAGGGUCCACAUUGACUUCGCGGGUCCGAUGCAGGGGCGACACCUCCUCAUCGUGGUAGAUGCCUUCUCCAAAUGGCUCGAGGUGGUGCCCAUGGCAUCUACCACAACGGAUGCGACGAUCCGAGCCCUGCGCCGUCUCUUCGCCACUCAUGGUCUACCGGAUGUGCUGGUCUCAGACAACGGCCCCCAGCUCACAUCCUUGACCAUGGAAUCCUUCCUGGCGGGACUGGGCAUCCGCCACGCCCUGUCCGCCCCUUACAGGCCGGCCGGAAACGGACAAGCGGAACGCAUGGUCCGACUGACCAAAGAGGCCCUCACCAAGAUGGGCCCGGGGGACUGGCAAGAGCGCAUAGACAAUUUCCUCCUCACCCAGCACAUCACGCCACACGCCACCACCCACAAGAGCCCGGCCGAACUGUUGAUGGGCAGAAGGUUGAGGUCACCCUUGGACCGGCUGCACCCCCAAUACAGCCCGGAAGUGACCGCAACCGCCAGCCGCCCGCUUCGCGCCUUCAGCAACGGAGAUUCAAUUUUCGCGCUGAACUUCAGCGGCUCUCCUAAGUGGCUGAAGGGGAAGAUUGCCAGCACAACCGGCCCCAAAUCAUACAUCGUCGAGUUGGAAGAUGGACAGUUCGCGAGACGUCACAUCGACCAACUCCGAAAAAGGUGGGGGGGAGCGCAUGAAAACCAGCCUGACGAGGGAGGCCUACAACACCCCGAUGAGGUAGACCUCCAACACCCCAGCGAGGUAGGCCUACCACACCCAGACCCGGUAGGCCUACAACAACCCGGCGAGGUAGGCCUACGACACCCCGACGAGGUAGGCCUACCACACCCCUGCGAGGCAGAGCAGCACCACCCCGUCAAGGUCGGCCCAGCCCACUACCAGAUGCUGUCACGCCGGCAGCCCAGCGAGGUAGACCGGGGCCAACCGCACGGAGGAUGGCAACAACAACCCAGCCAGGUGGGCACCGGGCACAGCAAGGCCAGGGACCACCAACCCAGCCCGCAGGUAGACCGGGACCUGCCCAGAGGAGGAGCAACGCACCCCACCAGUGACAGCAGCCCAUGCCAGCCCAGCCAGGGAGACUGCAGUUCAAGGCGAGUAGACCGGGACCCAGCCAAGACGGGCAACCCACGACCCACGGGCGAGGGUGGCACACUACUCACCGACGUGGGGGACCCCCGCCCAUCACAAGAGACAGCCAAGAAACGACACCCCGACCAGGAUGGCCCCAGGCACCAACCAACGGUAGACCAGGGACUAGGGGGAAGGGGAAGUCGACAACAACCCGGCCAGGGAGACCUGCACCACCCCGGCAGGGGAGACCUCCGCCGCCCCGCGGAGGUAGCACCGCAACAACACCCCGACCAGGUCGACCACCGCCAGCCAGACAAGGUAGACCGACGCCAGCCCAACCGAGGGGGCCAACGCCACCCCUGCGAGGUCGGACAGCACAACAACAACAACGAGAGCCAGCACCACCCGAACCGAGCGGAACCGCCACCCGAGCGGCAGCAAGCCGGACCGAGACCGCACCACAGCGCCCGGGAGACCAGGGAAGAGCAAGAAAUGGACUUACCGAGACUCAGACGCUCUUCCCGGGUCGGAACCGAGCAGCCGAGGCGAGGCGAGAGAUCCACAGGACAGGAGGAAGACCACCAGGACCAGCGAUCCAAGGUCUGCGGUCCGGCCGGAGGCGCUGGGGGUGGCCCCGCUCACUCGACAGCCGAACCGAGCCCGGUUCCGGAGAGGGAACCAGGAGACGAAAGAGCCCCGUCCUUCCAGGCCGGAGACGGAGGAGAAGUGAGACUGCGCAGGUCAGCUAGGGUGCCGAGGCGUCCGGCGUACCUGCGCGACUACGUAACGUUUGUGAAUGAGAUUGACAUUUCGGACUAAGGGGGGAGGAGUGUUAUGUCCUUAUAAGGACAUCCGCCCUGAUUGGCUGCCAACCAUCGGGCGGGAGAUUUGAAUCCCUGUCAAGGGGCGGUGCGUCUGCCGGGAGCGAAUAUAAGGAGAGCUCCGGCAGCGCGCCAGCAGUCUUGACUCGUUACUUUGUAAUGAAUAAAAGUUGCUUUAUGUA